ACGCCCAAUGGGCUCCCAAACAUGUCACAUUGCCAGUCUCUCAUUCUCAUUGGUCCGUACAACACUCGCACCGGAGCGUUCGCGCCAUCUCUCCGGAGCAUCGUGCCGAUUCGCUCCCUCCGUACAGACGCCGGCGAGUCGAACUCAGUCAUGGCCGCCGCCAACUCCGUCCGAGUCGCCGCCGCUCAGAUGACCUCCGUCAACGACCUCGCCGCCAACUUCGCCACCUGCUCUCGCCUCGUCAAAGAAGCAGCUUCAGCUGGGGCGAAAUUGAUAUGCUUUCCUGAAAACUUCGCCUUUGUGGGUGCCAAAGAUGGGGAAAGUCUUAAAAUAGCAGAACGUUUAGAUGGACCCAUAAUGCAACAAUACUGCUCUUUAGCAAGAGAAUCAGGCAUUUGGUUGUCACUUGGUGGUUUCCAACAAAAAGAACCUGAUGAUAAGCGCUUGAGUAAUACCCAUGUUGUAAUUGAUGAUGCUGGGAACAUCAAAAGCACUUAUAAGAAGAUACACUUGUUUGAUGUAGAUAUUCCUGGUGGAAGAUCAUUUAAGGAAAGCAGCUUCACGGAGGCAGGAAAGAAUGUUGUCACAGUAGACAGCCCAGUUGGACGAUUGGGUCUCACGGUUUGCUAUGAUCUAAGAUUUCCAGAUCUUUACCAGAACCUCAGGUUUCAACAUGACGCACAGGUCUUAUUGGCACCUUCAGCCUUCACAUUGGUAACAGGCCAGGCACACUGGGAGAUUCUCCUUCGUGCUCGUGCAAUUGAGACACAGUGCUAUGUCAUUGCUUCUGCACAAGCUGGAAAGCAUAAUGCUAAUCGAGAAAGCUACGGUGAGACAUUGAUUAUUGAUCCAUGGGGUACAGUAGUUGGUCGGCUUCCUGAUCGACUGUCAACAGGGAUUACUGUGACUGAUAUUGAUUUCUCACUGCUCGAUUCAGUCAGAACAAGGAUGCCAAUUUCUAACCAUAGGAAGCCCGUUGACUUCUGGAAAUCUGCAUCACUAUGAUAUCAAUCUACAAGAUGGAGUAUGACAGCCAUUUUGCGUUUAUUUGUACUAUUAAAUGCCGGACAGUGUGCUAUUUCCUGUUUGUAUUUAUUGGAAAAGUGGUGGCAUAUUUUAGCUACCCUUUGAACUGUAAUAAGCAUUUCCAUAAUAAUUCUCCUUAAAGAAAAUUCGGGACUGAGUCCUUGGGU
Messenger RNA from Morus notabilis, 1193 nucleotides. Its product is annotated as nitrilase-like protein 2. The record is from RefSeq and is a predicted model, not a curated record. The transcript has 9 exons. The coding region runs from base 22 to 1005 and encodes 327 amino acids. NCBI's taxonomy places the organism in Eukaryota, Viridiplantae, Streptophyta, Magnoliopsida, Rosales, Moraceae. Gene Ontology annotation, molecular function: hydrolase activity, acting on carbon-nitrogen (but not peptide) bonds, in linear amides.